UAACCGCUUUCACGCUCAGAUGAUCCUCAUGACCACAUUCCCGUUUCAAUCGGUUAAAAAAUCUGCCUCGUUGUUCCUACAAAAGACCCUCCCCGCCUUCCCCAACUCUACAAUGACAGUCGACAAAGACGGGCGUCCUACUUCUCACGACGUGAUCACAGAAUCUUCUUUUGAUCGUGCCAACCCUGCUUGACCGUCUGGCAAGCCCGUCUCGCCAGAAUGGCCAACGUUGACAUUCACCCAAGGUCAGCUCAUCCAUUUCCAAAGACCCUGAGGGAUGGCCGUACCUACCACAAUGACGAUGCGACAAACGAGCAUAUGUCUGCAGGGAGGUAUGCCGCAACUCGCGUCAGCACCUUGAAGCCGCCAAUGGAUAAGGUUGCCAACCCGUUCGCGCUGUUGGCGAUGCUCAACACUCAACAAUGGUUGUUCUUCCUGGUUGCAUUCCUUGCUUGGUCAUGGGAUGCUUUCGACUUCUUCACCGUGUCCUUGACGGUCUCAGACUUGGCCGAGACCUUCAACAAGUCGAACACGGACAUCACCUGGGGUAUUACCUUGGUUCUUAUGUUUCGAUCUGUGGGAUCAACCAUCUUCGGUAUCGCUGCGGACCGAUAUGGACGCAAAUGGCCUUUUAUCAUCAACAACGUCCUUUUCAUUAUCCUCGAACUGGGAACAGGCUUCACCCAGACCUAUGGCCAAUUCUUGGCCGUGCGUGCCUUGUUUGGUAUCGCUAUGGGUGGAUUGUAUGGCAACGCUGCAGCUACAGCGUUGGAGGAUUGCCCCGCGCCUGCUCGAGGUAUUAUCUCCGGUAUGCUUCAACAAGGCUACGCUUUUGGCUAUCUUCUCGCCACCGCCUUCUCCCGUGGACUCGUGAACACAACCUCCCAUGGCUGGAGACCUCUUUUCUGGUUCGGCGCAUGUCCGCCGAUUCUUAUCAUCAUCUUCCGAUUGUGUCUUCCUGAAACCAACACUUUCCGCGCUCGUCAGGCGCUCCGACAACAGCAGGGAAGUGUCGCCGGCACUUUCCUCUCGGAAGGACGUGUCGCUCUGAAGCGGCAUUGGCUGCUGUUGGUCUACUUGGUUCUGCUCAUGGCGGGCUUCAACUUUAUGUCUCACGGUUCGCAAGAUCUGUAUCCCACCAUGUUGACGAAUCAAUUCAAGUUCUCGGCCAACGCGGUCACGGUCACUCAAGUCGUUGCCAAUCUGGGCGCCAUGACUGGUGGUACCAUAGUCGGAUACUGCUCUCAGAUUUUUGGCCGACGUUUCAGCAUCAUUUUCAUCUGCGUCAUCGGUGGCGCACUGCUAUAUCCGUACACGCUUACAUCAAGCAAGGCUGUCAUCGCAGCGGCGUUCUUUGAACAGUUCUGCGUCCAAGGUGCAUGGGGCGUUAUUCCAAUCCACCUGAUGGAACUGGCCCCGGGCUCGAUCCGCACAUUCGUCGUGGGGACUGCGUAUCAGCUUGGAAACCUGGCAUCCUCGGCUUCUUCCACCAUUGAAUCUACCAUUGGGGAACGAUUUCCCCUCGAACCACUGCACGGCAAGAAUGGUAAGAUCACUAAGCGGUACAAUUACGGCAAGGUUAUUUGUAUCUUUAUGGGCGCAGUAUACGCCUAUACCAUCCUGUUGACCUUCUUGGGCCCGGAGAAGAGAGGUAACACGUUGGACGCUGAGCACGACCCAGAUAUGGCCGAGGUCACACACCGUGAUCUCAGACAUCAACAUCACACUGAUGUCGCUCAUGGAGACUCCAGCGAAAACGACGAGAAGACGGUGAAGGAGCAGGAGCAGGUGGCCUAAGGCGCAUACGGGCUGUUGGUAGCGGGGUCGAUGUACUGAAGAGGGAAUGGUAUAUCCUGAAUCUUGAACGAUGUCAUGACUGUUGGCGACGAGGAGAAUUGACCCUGCCAGCCCCUAGAUAGAGGGAGAGAGAUGA
Exophiala viscosa is the source of this 1933-nucleotide messenger RNA. RefSeq names its product MFS transporter. Gene Ontology annotation, molecular function: secondary active monocarboxylate transmembrane transporter activity. Gene Ontology annotation, cellular component: membrane. Gene Ontology annotation, biological process: plasma membrane lactate transport. The record is from RefSeq and is a predicted model, not a curated record. The transcript is spliced from 3 exons. The coding region runs from base 220 to 1797 and encodes 525 amino acids. Lineage: Eukaryota; Fungi; Ascomycota; Eurotiomycetes; Chaetothyriales; Herpotrichiellaceae.